UUCUUCUUGUCCUUUUUGGUUUUCACUUCCUGUUUUAUUUUGGUGUGUGUCUAACCUCUCCUCUCAUUAUAGAGUUCCACUUCCGGCCAUCGUGUGUUUCCCGCUCCCGUGAUUGUUGACCCCGCCCCCUAAUGUGUUGCACCUGUGUCUCGUUGUCUUCCACUGCUAGUGUAUUUAUUCUGUGUACUCCAUGUGCAAGCUCGUCUUUGUUCUUAGUAUUAAAACGUACAUGCAAUGUGUCCGUGCGCUAUCUAGUAUGUUUUCGACCAGUUUAGCCGUAGCCCGUUGGAUUUGUUUGCCUGCUUUGAUUGGUCACCCGUGUACCGACCUUGCCUGAGUUAAAGACCCUGCCUUGGAUCACUCUGAGUCGUGCAUUGUGUUAUCGGUGCAGAUGUGUGACGUGGUGAACGAGAUCGAGCUGGAGAGAGAGCGCUGUGAGAAUAGCACCUCUGGGAACGUCAGCUCAGGUUGCCAAGGCACGUGGGAUAUCAUUGCCUGUUGGCCUUCAGCCAGUGUCGGAGAGGUGGUAACAAUAACCUGCCCCACGUACUUCAGUUACUUCAGUGACCAGCACAAAGGUAAUCUCUCCAAAACCUGCACAGCAAACGGCUGGACUGAGAUGAGGCCUAUUGACAUUGCAGUGAACUGUGGAUACAAUCUCAACAGCACUAGCGACGAUGGCAAGUUUUUCUGGCAAGUGAAGAUUGGCUACACCAUUGGCCACAGUGUUUCCCUCAUCUCUCUCACCACGGCUAUUGUGAUCCUCUGCAUCUUCAGGAAGCUCCACUGCACAAGGAACUACAUCCACAUCCAUCUGUUUGUGUCAUUUAUCCUGAAGGCCAUCGCCGUGUUCGUUAAGGAUGUGGUGCUCUACGAGGUCGGCGAGGUGGACAACUGCUCCACAGGCUCUGUUGGCUGCAAAGCAGUGAUUGUGUUCUUCCAAUACUGUAUUAUGGCCAGUUUCUUCUGGCUGCUGGUAGAAGGCCUUUACCUUCACGCAUUGUUGGCCGUCUCUUUCUUCUCGGAGAGAAAGUACUUCUGGGCUUACAUUCUGAUCGGCUGGGGAGGUCCGACAAUUUUCAUCACAGCUUGGAGCAUCGCUAAAGCUUACUACAAUGAUGUGGGAUGCUGGGAUAUAAUAGAGAACACUGAUGUGUUCUGGUGGAUCAUUAAAACUCCUAUUUUAGCAUCAAUCCUGAUGAACUUCAUUCUCUUCAUCUGCAUCAUUCGAAUACUACGCCAGAAGAUCAACUGCCCAGAUAUCGGAAGAAAUGAGUCCAACCAGUACUCGAGGCUGGCGAAAUCAACGCUGCUUUUGAUUCCACUGUUUGGGAUCAAUUUUAUUGUGUUUGCAUUCAUCCCAGAGCAAGUGAAGACUGAGCUGCGGCUAGUUUUUGACUUGAUUCUAGGGUCAUUUCAGGGCUUUGUGGUUGCAGUCCUUUACUGCUUCCUCAACGGAGAGGUCCAAGGAGAGAUCAAGAGGAAAUGGCGGAGGUGGCACCUGCAGAGAUACAUGACCUCCGACACCAAAUACCAACACCCGUCUAUCGGCAGCAGCAACAACUUCAGCACCCAGAUCACCAUGCUGACACGAUGCAGCCCGAAAACUCGCCGGGGUUCCUCCUCCUGUCAUGACGACUUGUCUAGCAUUUGACUCACGCAAACGGUGAUACAGACGUACAUGCUGUUCAAAAUACUCUCGUGCCAAACAUCAGGCAGGACACAACGUAUGUAAGCUCUGGAAGAAAAAAAAACACACACACUUUCUCAUUAACACAUGCACUAGUGGAGGAUGUGAUGCUUGAGUGUAACAGGGAUAAAGGACAGUGAUGACAGCACAGAAAAAAAAGAUAUUAGACGACAGUGUGACAGUAAUCACUUUCUAAGCAGCUUUUAAUCUCCACGCUUAUUUAAAAAAAAAAAGAGGUUUAAGUUUAAGUGACAAAAAUACAAAUGCAUUGCUUUACAAGCACAGCUUCUGCACAUUUGAAUGCAGAUCAUUGAAUCUUUGUCCUUCAUUUCAUGACUCAGUGUCCCUGUACAGGUGAAUUUAUGAGUCAUAUUGUGGUUCAUUUGGUCAAUUGAUAUUAAGUUCCCUGUGUGCUCAGACACUGGGCAAAGCAAAAUGUCACAUAUUAAUGGGGUUAGGUGAGGGAUCCAAAUGUGAACUCCACCAGCAGACACACAAUCUGAUGUAAUUAUGUGCUGAUUAAAAAUCACUUAGUGGAUUCCCGCAGCUUCAAAUGAUCAAGGCUGGUGCAAAGACACAACCAUUGGAAGAGAGGGAGCUGAUGGUUUUUAACACAAAGUCCUGUUAUUUAUAUUCUUAGUGUGUGCACUGUCAUCACACUGGAAGAAAAGUACCAGGAAUGCAUUAUGGGGUUUGUGUUUGAGCACAAUAUGUUUUAAAGCAUUUGUUUAGGCAACCAAAAAGAACAAAUCAGUGUGCCACAUUUUGUUUUCCUCACUGUGUAGGAAGACAGGAAAAGAAAAACUGGCUGAUAACCAGCAGGACACUUUAUUUCCAUACAUGCCAAAUGGUUGCGGCUUCAGACCAGGUGACCAGUGUGACGCUGAUUCACAACGAUGGGUUUGGAGUACAAAUGCCCUUCUCUGCACUAUCACUCUCAUGAGAGACUGAUUGCCCUUUGCCUUCCAUUUCAUCAGUACAGCCUUCCCUCUUGUUGUGUGUGACUCUGAGCCUGUGGUAAGGUUCAUGUGUUUUAUUAUUUGAGGCACUCUGGCAGUUUUGUGCUGAUCGCUGACAAGUGCCUGUUUCAGUAUUUUGAAGUGACACUUUCAAUCCAAUCUUCACUGGCUGUGGGGCUGAAAAGCAGCUGUGGAGAGGAAAUGCCUUUAAGCAAUUCAGUCCUCGAAUGUUUACAUUUACUUGUCCGGAGUCAUUUACCAUUGUACAGUAAGUAUACAGUGUAAAGUAUAAUAAAUUACUAUGGACUGUUGUGCCAUACUGAUUGCAUUGUGGCUACAAUAUCAGUAAUAUGUCACUGUAAUUGUUUUUGUUCAUGUUAGUGCAACGUCAGAUUUAAUGCCGCUUCAGGUACAUAAAAUUCUCUUGUACAAGCUUGUUUAUGUAGCAGCCUGUGUUUUAUUGUCACGCAUAAAAGCUUAAUAGAAGACCCUGCAUUGCAUUUUAAAACAGUCCUUGGAUUCAUAAUACAGAGUAUUACAUGCAGUUUGACGAGAACCUUUCUUGUUGAUGCUUUGGUAGACUGACAUUAGCUUUAACUCCAGCAUCCUUUGAUUGUGCAAAAAUAUUUCCUGACUUCUGCGUUGACGUGCCAGGUUCAAAUUUCUCAGUUGAAGGAGGUUGAACUUGACAGUAUGUAUGUAAAAGCAAAACAAGGUUACAAGGAUGACUGGCCCCGUCACAACGGUGCUGUCACCGGUCUUUUCAUCUAACAAGGUUACACUAGUCACUUCAAUGUUUGUGCAACAGGGAACAUCCAGUUCAGUCCAGUUUUACCUGCAAAAAAACCAUCAUCUCAACCCACUGCUGAUUUAAGGGGUCAUACCUAAAGGUGUGUUCCAACACAAAGGAAAGCAAAGUUUCACCUUGCAUCAUUCAUGCUAAUUUUGCCAUUUUCUGGAUAGACUGUAUUUACUUUCUCUAAACAGCCAAUGUAUUUUACCAACUGUACAGAUGUUAGCUGUAUGCUAGCUAGCAAUGGACGCACCAACCAUAUCUGUGGGAGCGUGUUUCUGUGUUGGUGUUCAGCUCAGCCUCUGACUGAACUCAUAACUCACCAGAAUCCCCAGUUCUUUGUUAUUUCCCUCCAGGCUCUCUCUGUUCUCCUCUUGUCUCUGUACGGGUAUGGAACAGUUUCAAAAUAAGUCCCGGGAUAUGAUUUUUCACCAAGUUGAAACAUUUUUCAACUUUCGUGGACAUGAAUUCGCUUCCAAUAGCGUUGUAACAUUGACUUUGUAUUCAAUUCAAAAUUCUCCUCACGUUCUGUCUGAAUCAAGUGAAAUUGAAGAGGAGUAGAGAGGAUGAAGAGGAAACAAAGAGCAAAGUCAUAUUUGAUGUUUGGUUGGUAACAAAAGCUUAAAAGAAUUUUGGAAUAAUGUUUAUUUGCUUUCUUUCCAAGAGUUAGCUGAAAUGGCUGAUACCUCUCUCAUGUCUGCAGGGUAAAUAUUUAGCUGAAACGAGCAGCCGGUUAGCUUAGCUUAGCACAAAGGCUGAAAGCAGGUGGAAAUGGCUAGCCUAGUUUUGUCUGAAAUGCGCACACAACGCACACAAAUUAAUAUGUCAUAUUUCUUUCCUGUGAAGUCUUGUUGUCAGGAAGCUAAUUGUUCCUGGCCAAGAAACUGUGAAACGCAUAACCACAACUCGUUUUUACACUCAGGCUUUCGUACAGAUUUAAUGAUAAGAUACGAUGUGUUAAUUACUGAGCUUUUGUUACCUUUAGACAGAGUUAGGCGAGCUGUUUCUACCUAUGAAAAGUCCCUGUGCGAGGCUAAGCUAACCGACUGCUAGCUUUAGCUUCAGAUUUACAACAAGGGUAUUCCUCUUGUAUUGUAAUUCCUUAAAUUGUUCUGUGCCCUUCUUCUGUUGUCAGUAAAAAUGUAUGUAACUGUGUGAAUUUGCCAAUGUACGUCUCAUGAUGGUGAAAUAGAUUUGUACGUAUGAAAAAAAACAGGUUUCGUAUACAGUAUUUUAAAAAUUCAGCCACUGUUGCUAGAUAUUACCUUUUAAGUCUUUUUGUAACCUGGCAUGGUUGUUGUGUAUCAGUGAGAUGAUAUUAAAAAGGGACAUUAAAUCAACAAUCAUUCUAAUGUGCACUUACAGUAACUAUUCAGUAUUGAAAUAUGUGUAAUAUAGAUUUGUUUAUUUAAAAACUGGAUAUUGUGUGGUGUGUAUUUAAGAACUGAGGGUUGAUUUGUUUGGUUUGUUGUAAUUGAAUUAUAUUGUAACACUGGUGCAGUGCAUACCAUUGUGAAGCUACAAAUGUACUGUAAGUAUUUAUUAGCUUAAAGUCACAAAAAACCACUUUUGUGUACACAUAAAACCACUUUUUAGUUUUGUUUUUGUAUAUUAUCAUCAUUAAUUUUGUUGUACAGUGUAUGUAAAGAGUGUUACCGUGGCGGAAAAUGUAACUUGCAUAACAAUUUGACAUUGUUUCACGCAAACUGAAUGAA
Molecule: messenger RNA, 5157 nt
Organism: Seriola aureovittata
Lineage: Eukaryota; Metazoa; Chordata; Actinopteri; Carangiformes; Carangidae
Gene: vipr1b
Product: vasoactive intestinal peptide receptor 1b
Exons: 13
Coding region: 392-1654 (420 amino acids)
Biological process (GO): cell surface receptor signaling pathway; adenylate cyclase-modulating G protein-coupled receptor signaling pathway
Cellular component (GO): plasma membrane
Molecular function (GO): peptide hormone binding; G protein-coupled peptide receptor activity; vasoactive intestinal polypeptide receptor activity
Source: RefSeq, a predicted model, not a curated record